CUUGUAAUCUUGGUUUACCUGCCGACUUGGUUAAAAAAUAAAUAUUAUUUCUGGGAUGUUUGACCGUUUUGUUUACAUUUGUGAAUUUUAACGAGGGGUUGUUUAAAAUAAGGUUUUAGAAAUUAUAUUCAGUUACUGUAUUAAAAACAUCUUAUUUCUUUUUCAGGUAACUUUGUAGGUGAUUUUAUACAAAGCUUAAGAAUUGCUUAUACAAUUUGCGCGUGUACACGCAUUUGUGCAAGAAAGAGCUACGGCAGUGGUAUUUUUUUCACUCAAAGGAAUCUAAAAAUCAGUCAAAAUAGAUUGUAUAAUUGCUCCCGUUCAUGACGUUAUGGAAGUUGUUAACUUCCAUGGGAGUAGUAUGAUGCAGCAAUGUCUUAUAUGUGCUGCGGAGUCUCUCUCGAAUUAUAUUGAUUUGACGUUGGUGACGUCCCAGACUACUCAUAGUGAAACUCCUGUAGAAGAUAAGUUAAGAAAUAUACUCACCGAUAAAUGGAGGGAACCAGAUUCUGAUAUGGCAAUGGUUGUGUGCUUGCCUUGUUUUCAGUUAAUUGAUCAGUAUGAUUCGCUGGAAACUCGUUUACAGCAAGUAGGGAAAUCCAUAUCAGAAAAGUACUGUAGUAGUUUUGGAAGAGAUAAAUUACCCCCUGUUGAUAAGCGGGACAAACAAUUGAAGAAAAAGAGGGGAAGACCUCCGAAACCGAAUGUUAAAUCUCCACCGAAAUUAAAGAUAAAAGAGAUUGUGAAACCGAAACGGAAAUAUUCGAGGAAGAAAAAGACAGAAAAAGAUGAGAACGAGAGCGACUCGGACGGAGACGCGGCAUGGGUGCCAGACCACGACGACGACAGGGACUCCUCGCCGGGUCCCAGCCACAACGCCGCGGAGAGCAACGGGAAGAAGUCCCGGCUGAGCGAGAACGGCACGAAGGCGCGCAAGGAGCUGACGAAGGCACGGGCGCAGGUGGCGGCGAUGGCCCUGGCCCAGGCGGGCUCGUCCUCCGAGGUGGAUGCCCCGGACAACCCGCCCGAGACGCAGAGGCCGCCCGCCCCGCCCGAGGAGAAGAACAACAACGUGUACGACGAGGACGUGGCGUCGCUGGGGCUGAACCCGGGCGAGAAGCUGCGCAUGGGCGCCGCGCUCGAGGCGGAGGACGGCGACGUCAGCUACGCCUGCUCGUACUGCGACGAGGUGUUCGUCGACGUGGGCAUGCUGAAGGCGCACGUGAGGGUGCGGCACCGCCCCGAGACCCUCACCACCAUGCUGCCCGUCGACAUGGGCUUCGGCACCAAGGUCAACUGCGGGGUGCAGCUGGCCGAGGUCACCUCCCACCACGACCUCGGCAAGCCCUUCGUCUGCAUCUUCUGCGACGGGGCGUUCAAGUUCAAGAGCAACGUCCUGCUGCACUACAAGGAGAAGCACACCCCCUACAAGCCCUUCUCGUGCGUGGACUGCAAAGAGGCGUUCCGGCGCUCCAUGGAACUCUCCCGUCACAGAGUGUACUAUUGCCCGUUCCGGAAACGGAGGGUUCCGAAGAAACGGGGCCGGGAGCCCAAGGCGGUGAAGAAAGAAUAAACAUGGUCCUUCUUGAAAACUCGUGUUUCUUGAAACCAGAAGGAGUUUGACAGCAUGAUGUAUUUUAGCAGGUUUGCGCCAAGGAUGCCAUCUGGCUGUAGCUGUCUCGCUUGUUUGAGGUCUAGGAGUGCGAGAGCGGCUGGCACAGUAGGUCCUACAUCCCCUCUAUGCACAACCUUGGUGAACCAAUAUGCAGUCUUUGUGUUGUCGUCUCAUUUCUCACGGUGUUCAAAGUGGUCACCUGGCUAACAGUUGAGAUAAAGAUGUGAUGUAUGUCCUUAUGAUGCUUUCAAAAUUAUGUAUUGGAAUAUUUAUGCCUGUAAUAAUGGUUAGAACAUAUGUGUUUUUAACUUUUAACCCUUGACACAAUAUAAUUUAGAGACAAAAUGCAGAAUCGUACUAGCAUACAUUCCUUGACAGUAUGGUGAGUGCCGUUCAUAAACUGGUGCCACUCUUAAGUGAUUUUUGAGUGGUGUGUUAUCUUAUAUACUUUUUUCAAAUUUUUUUGGCAGUGUAGGCAACUGCGGCCAGAUGGCAGACUUUGGCAGCCAGUUAAAGUAUACAGCACCUAAUUUUUUUAUAUAUAAAAAUAGUUAUUUGGUUUUAAUUUAAAAUAACAGCAGUUUUUAAGGUUCUGCCCCACCUGUCCUUUUUUUUAUUUAAGAUUAUUUACAUUUUAUAUGAAGACAUAUUUGACAAUAGACUUUAGAAGUUUAGUUGCAUGCUGUGGAGACCCAGAAAAAUAAUUUCUUGUGAACAAUAAGCUGUUUCGGCUGUCGAGGUCAAUAUGCGUUGUAUACCGACGUUUUGCUCUCCAACACAGCAGGCAGCUUUAGGUUGAGAAUCAUUUGAUAUAUGGGAGGUGGUAGUGCCCUUUAUACAUAAUCACCAGGAGUCUUCUUCAAGUAGCCAAUCACAAGUGUUCUCCUCCUAUUGGCUUCAGUGCCAGCCAAUCAGAGAAGGGUACACUUGUCGUUGACUGUAUCGGCUAAUCAUGUAUAGCCUUGUUUCGUUGGCUAUUGGCCAGUCUGUGUUAGAAGCUGUGUGGCUUCUUUCCACUUGUGUGUGGCCAUAAUGCAAUAUAUCAUACGUGGUAUUUAAAUAGCAUUUUGCGAAGCGUCACUGGAAUGGCAGGAGGUCGAACCUUAAACUGUAUUGUUGCUGAUUCCUACUAAUUAAUAAGUUGAUAGUUUAGUUAGUUACUAUGUUUGGAACUUGAUGAUAAACUAGAUAACAGCUGCAUGGCCCUAAAUUUGUGGAGGAAAAGCUGUAGGCUACUGUCCAAAAAUGUGAGUGAUAGUAAUACAUUCAUUGUCUUACGUUAGAAAUAUCUUAAAACUUUAUUUAUCUCAAAUUACUACCUUGUUUUAAAAAUAAAUGCAAAAUUGUUAUAAAAAUAAUUAUAGCAUUAAAUUUUACUUGUAAUAUGCGAAAUUACAGGAAUGGGUACUAGAACUUACACAAUCUGCUUAUGUUACUAAUGAGUAGUGCUUAUUGUGCAGUUUUUACUCUAUUUUUCAAGAUUUCUUAUUCUUACAAUUCAGAUCUUUUAACUUUAUUGUGAGUGAUAUUAAUAAACUUUUAUGAAGUGAUUUAUGAAUUUAAACACUAGCCACAAGGAACACAGCAAAAUAUAUCUAACAAUUGUUUUUGUAUAAGUAUAAAUUAAAUUUCUGUUUUUCAUCCAGUUAUUUUGUAAUGUCAUAUUACUGUUAACUUUAUUUAUCAGUGCAAAAAUAUGUUAUGAAAACAUAGUAUCUGUAUUAUAGUAAGAGUUUUAGUAAUAGUUUCUCUUAGUUUUCCAAGGUCAUUCACAUUUUUUUUAGGAAAAAAAUUACAGUCACAGUGUAGGCCUACACAACCUAUGUAGUUUGCAACUUACGUGAAACUUCAGUUAUCUGGUCUUGCAUGGUUUAUCAUGUCUAUUUAGAAUACGUCCCUGAAAGACACUAUAUUCUAUAGCAGAGGUCUCCAAAGCUUUUAGCCUAAGGUUCACUAAUCCCAAUGGCUAAGACCUAGCUAGCUCAUCAUACCAACAUACUGUCAACCUAUGGCGGGCCGGUGUUGGCCCAUGGGCUGUAGUUUGAAGACUUCUGGUAUAUAAGAUCCUUGAAUCGAUACUUCUGAAUAGUUGUGACUUUGCGAGGGUCUCCACUGAAAAGCUGACGCGGUCCUUCACUAAGGGACAUGUCGCUUGCAUCCUGGAGGCCUUACAAGGGCAGGUGUCCACUCCACAAGUACAGUUGGACCAAUUUUUAAGGUACAGUAAAACCACGGCUAAACAUACUAAAAGGGGUGAAGCUGUUUCUGAUAACGAUUUUUUCCGUUCAGCCAUGAACAUCAAUUACGAUUUUUAUCUAACUACAGUAUGUAAUUCUGAAAUUUUUUUUGAAGGUUAAAACUCAAAACUCCCCUUGCAGGCUACGCUUAUGUUCUUUAUUGAAGUUAAAAUAUAUUUUUAGGAUUACAGUACAUAAAUUUAUACUUAGUAUGAAAUACUUAUUCAAAAAAUCUUUUGCCUUCCUCCAAAUGUUUUUGAGCAGCAAUGUCCCAUGCUCUUAGCCUCAUGAUUUUUUCCCGUGCAGUACAAUGUGUGUUUUUUGUAUUUGCAAUUUUGGAGUCAUUUCGGAUAACACUAGGUUUAUCUAACUCGAGUUCGGUUAACCAGGUUUUACAUGUAUAUAUUUCCGGAUCCCUCAGCAUCUUUUACUAACUUCAUUAUAAAGUACCAGUUACACGUAGUCAAGAACUGCUACGUUUAGUGACAGUUCAGCGUGAAGUACCAAAUGUAUGCUGAUAUUUGAAGGUACACUGUAAUGAAAUUUCACUGUGUAAGUAAGAAAAAAAAAUUUUUUUGAACACUUCCACGUUAAAAAUUGCUUGAAAAUUUUUUGUGAAGAAAGCCUCUUUGACACACCAGGUUCUGUUAGCGUCUAAAUAAUUGGGAUAGCCUAUGUACCUGGGUACUCAUUUACCGCAGCCUUGAUAAAGUACCUGUUAUUUUAAGAGCUGCAUCAGUUAAAAGACACAGUAUUACUCUGGAAUGGACUGCGUCACUCACAUACUACUGUUAAGUAUUUAUCCACAUACUUAACACGAGAAGAAAAUGACUAAAUAAACCAGUAAAAUGCAAGUCAUCAGGAUUCUGCUGCAUCAUGUAUUUGCAGGCUACACUUUUCUGUUCCUUGUGUUAGGUGAAAGCUUGCUCUUUUGAGUUAUUGGAUUAUUUGCACCGAAAAUUUAAUAAUAUUUUUAUUAGACAGACAUUCUAAUGCUGGCAUUACUGAUACAUUGAAGUGCAAAACCACUGCCUGCCCAUUCACAGCAUAUUAGUGGUUGUAGGCAACAAUACCCCCAGUACAAAAUAUAUUUUAAGAUUGUUGUUCAACACAAGUGUGAUUAUCUUUAAAACGUGUAUAAAAAUAGGUUUUUUUUUAAAAUUAGUCAUCUUUGCUGAUGAAAAUAGUUUGUGAUUAGAGUAAUAUUUGUGAGCUGAGUUUUGAUGUCCAUUGAAUAUCUGUGCUAAGGUGAAGUGAUUAUUUUGUAUUUUGAGACGUGUGCCCGGUGUUUAGAAAUGCUCUUUUUCCUUUCAAGUGGUUAUACAUACAUGACACACCCACCACUAAGUAUGAGGUAUAUAUUUAUAGUGUGUGUCAGUUAGUUUUGAAUGAAGAGCACAAGCAGCUAUCCAAUCACACGCAAGUGCAUGAAAGAAUCACAACAUUGUGGGUUAUGUCAACAUUCUAGCUUGUUUUCCACCUCCUUCAGCUGGUUCUACCUUAAUUGCUGUCCACGUGAAACAUUUGAGACUUAAGGCGCAGUGUCGCACGCCACAUUUGUUAUUUGGAUUUCUUGUAAUUACUAUUAAUUAAGUGAUUUUUCCUGUAAAUUUCUUCUGAACGCUGCCCUGCAUUUGUUGUCAGGUUACAAUUUUUUCUUGCCAGAUAUUUAAAACAUUUUGAAGCCGUGAAAGGUUGUGCAAUUGAUUAUGAUUAUCAACUCAUGCGUGACUUUUUUACAGCUGUUGUAUAAUCUUGAGUAAAUAGGUGUUGAGAAAUUUUGAGAUGAAGCAUAAUAUGCAGGAGUGCUAUUAUUAUAAUUUAAGGAAAAACCCUCAAAUAAUAUUAAUGACAAAAAAAUUGAUUGACCAACUCUUAGUGUGAGACUGGGCCUUAAGUUACCAAGUUGCAUCAUCAGCUAAGGCAAAUUUUACUGAGCAUAAAAAUUUAAUUAAUUUUUUUAUUGAACUUAACGUCUUGUUGAAAGCAAGGUAAUUGGAGAUGAACGUACAGCCCAGUUAAUGGGGUAAAAUCCUAAAUUAUUUUGCUUCUAAUAUUUUGUGUUUUUCACAUGAUUUGUAAUAAAUUCAUAAUAUGACCAUAGUUAAUUGUUAAUAAACCAUAUCCUUAUCUAAGCUUUUUUUUAAUUAACUUAAUGGUGAAUUUUUAAUGUCAAUUGUAGAAUGGAAUUGUGUGGUAUACAGUUUUGGAUUAACCAUUCGUAUAUAGCCUUAGUUUUAAAACUCUUUAUUUUUAGCAUAUCCUUUAUAAUUCAAUAAAAAUUUGGUUACCCCCCUAAAACCCUAAAAAACUAAUGUUUGUGUGGUUUUGGCAAGUUAAAAAGAAACAUUAAAUAAAUACUUUAUUAGUAGCAAAAGACUUUUGUAAACGAUUAUGUAUGGUUAUAUUAUUUAUUUAUUUGUAAUCAUUUGCAAAAAAAAAUGAAAAAUUAUAAGAAAAAUUAUUUAGUAUACAAACAGGAAACAAAAAUCAGGAUCCCAGAUCCAAGUGGCAUUUUCUAUCAUUGUGCCAGUUCACUGUGCUCAGGAAAUUUGUUAACAUUGGGAUUGUGGA
Molecule: messenger RNA, 6426 nt
Organism: Bacillus rossius redtenbacheri
Lineage: Eukaryota; Metazoa; Arthropoda; Insecta; Phasmatodea; Bacillidae
Product: myoneurin-like
Exons: 2
Coding region: 332-1573 (413 amino acids)
Molecular function (GO): DNA-binding transcription factor activity, RNA polymerase II-specific; RNA polymerase II cis-regulatory region sequence-specific DNA binding
Source: RefSeq, a predicted model, not a curated record